Molecule: messenger RNA, 2325 nt
Organism: Polyodon spathula (Mississippi paddlefish)
Lineage: Eukaryota; Metazoa; Chordata; Actinopteri; Acipenseriformes; Polyodontidae
Product: zinc finger protein 660-like
Exons: 2
Coding region: 136-1872 (578 amino acids)
Biological process (GO): regulation of transcription by RNA polymerase II
Cellular component (GO): nucleus
Molecular function (GO): RNA polymerase II transcription regulatory region sequence-specific DNA binding; DNA-binding transcription factor activity, RNA polymerase II-specific
Source: RefSeq, a predicted model, not a curated record
AGGCCAGAUUUGGUCAGCCCCUUGAAUGGCCUUAUUAGCUCUGCAUGUAAAUAAAUCAAUCACUAAAUAAGUAAACGGUUGGAAUGUUUUUUUUUUUUUUUUCAGCAGCUACUAAACAGAAUCCCGUGUGAUGUCAUGGACAGUGUGGAGAUGGAAUCUGUCCCAAUUAAAGAGGAACUCUUUGAACUUGAACUUGUUCCCUUUCAUCUGGAGUUCUCUGGGCUGGCUUCCCUCCCAAUUAAACAGGAGCUCUGUGAGGUGCAGUGUGCCAGCAGUCAACCAGAGGCCUCUGAGAUUAAAGCUGAGCACAAUGGAUUGGAGAUCCCCCAGACAGAAGAUCUGCUUCCUGUUAAACAAGAAGAGGGCCUGGAAAUUAAACAAGAGCCCCCUGAAGUUGAGUUUGACCACAUGGAACCAGGGAAUGAAGAAUCCGAGGACCUGAAACCAAGCAUCCCUGUACACCUACGGGAGUGUAGUGUGGUGCUGGAGAGAAUCUGCGUGAGAGACCAAGGCUCUGCGAAUGGCAUGCAAGGAGGGGGAAAGGGGCGGUCAUAUUCAGAGUGCAGUCUAGCAGGUUCCAGUCCAGCAGCUAAAGCGAGGAUGGGCAGCGGAGAAUAUCCUGACGGUGGGAAAAGUCUCACCCCGUUAGAGCAUUUUGAAAUACACCAGCAAGUUCACACAGGAGAGAAAUUGUAUCGCUGCUCUGACUGUGGGAAGAGUUUCAGACAGUCCGCACACCUUGAAUCACACCAGCGAAUUCACACAGGAGAGAAACCAUAUCGCUGCUCUGACUGUGGGAAGUGUUUUAGUCAACCGGGAAUCCUGAAAGCACACAAGCGAAUUCACACAGGAGAGAAACCGUAUCCCUGCUCUGACUGUGGGAAGAGUUUCAGACAGUCAGCACACCUUGUAAAACACCAGCGAAUUCACACAGGAGUGAAACCGUAUUGCUGCUCGGAAUGUGGGAAGAGUUUCAGACGUUCAGAACACUUGAAAAAACACCAGCGUAUUCACACAGGUGAGAAACCGUAUCGCUGCUCUGAAUGUGGUAUGUGUUUCAGGGAAUCGGAUAUCCUGAAAGCACACCAGCGAAUUCACAGAGGAGAAAAACCAUAUUGCUGCUCUGACUGUGGGAACCGUUUCAGAUUGUCAGAAUACCUCAAAAGACACCAGCGUAUUCACACUGGAGAGAAACCAUAUUACUGCUCUGAAUGUGGAAAGAGUUUCAGGGAAUCGGGAACUCUGAAAACACACCAGCGAAUUCACAGAGGAGAGAAACCAUAUUGCUGCUCUGACUGUGGGAAGAGUUUCAGACAUUCAGAACAUCUAAAAAUACACCAGCGAAUUCACACAGGAGAGAAACCUUUUUUCUGCUGUGACUGUGAGAAGAAUUUCAGACAUUCAGGAGACCUGAAAAAACACCAGCAAAUUCACAAAGAAGAGAAGCUGUAUCGCUGCUCUGACUGUGGGAAGAGUUUCAGGCAUUCAAGACAGCUGAAAACACAUCAGCUAAUUCACACAGGAGAGAAACCAUAUUUCUGCUCUGACUGUGGAAAGAGUUUCAGACAGUCACAACACCUAAAAAUACACCAGCGAAUUCACACAGGAGAGAAACCAUAUUUUUGCUCUGACUGUGGGAAGAGUUUCAGAGAUUCAGGAGACCUGAAAAAACACCAGCGAAUUCACAGAGGACAAAAACCAUUUUGCUGCUCUGACUGUGGGAAAAGUUUCAGGCAUUCAAGACAGCUGAAAACACAUCAGCUAAUUCACACAGGAGAGAAACCAUAUUUCUGCUCUGACUGUGGGAAGUGUUUCAGACAAUCGCAACACCUAAAAAAACACCAGCGAAUUCACAGAGGACAAAAACCUUGAAGAGCAUGUUCAAUGGGACUUGUCGCUCAUCCAGGGGGGGAAAAAACAUUUUGCAUUAUGAGUCCCUGUGUAAUAAUAUUUUGAUAUCACUGUUAAGAGCAGGCAUUUUAAAUGGUAAAGAUGCACUUGAGAAAGUGGGCGGUGAUGUGAACAUGUCUCUAGUUUAACUCAGUCAAUGCAGUCAGUGCCUGGGAGCAGGAAUGUGCAGAAAGGAGUCUAUUCUGCAGCUUACCUGCUAUAUGAGUCAGGAGGAAUCGAUAACUCAGUGUGGUAAAUUUCAGGGUUUAGCAUUUAAACUUAAUCUGAAAAUAAAUCAAUUGAUUGGAAUGAGUAUCCUGACCCGGUAUAUAGCAUCCAGAGACGAGACUGCACUGUCCUUACUGGGCAAUCGGCUGGAUGAUUUGACAUAAAUUCAUCACGAUUCUAGAACUAAUGAAAAAAUGAUAUGUAUAU